This is a messenger RNA of Erigeron canadensis, 1127 nucleotides long. RefSeq names its product transcription factor MYB59-like. The transcript is spliced from 3 exons. NCBI's taxonomy places the organism in Eukaryota, Viridiplantae, Streptophyta, Magnoliopsida, Asterales, Asteraceae. The record is from RefSeq and is a predicted model, not a curated record. Gene Ontology annotation, biological process: regulation of DNA-templated transcription. Bases 82 to 858 code for a protein of 258 amino acids. Gene Ontology annotation, cellular component: nucleus. Gene Ontology annotation, molecular function: sequence-specific DNA binding; DNA-binding transcription factor activity.
UCAAAGAAUAUAAAAUAUAUAUAUCAAAAAAGAAAGAUCAAAUCCUAGCUUGAGACUCCUAAAAGAAAAAAAGAAAUUAAGAUGGGGCAAGAAGAUGAGAUGAUGAUUAUGAUGAGGAAAGGACCAUGGACAGAACAAGAAGAUGUUCAUUUGGUUUCUUUCGUUAACACGUUUGGAGACCGACGAUGGGAUUUCAUAGCAAAAGUUUCAGGUUUAAAAAGAAGUGGAAAGAGUUGUAGAUUAAGAUGGGUAAACUAUCUACACCCUGGUUUGAAAAGAGGCAAGAUGACUCCUCAAGAAGAAUGCCGAAUUGUUGAGCUUCACUCUAAAUGGGGGAAUAGAUGGUCUAGGAUUGCUCGAAAACUUCCAGGACGAACUGAUAACGAGAUUAAGAAUUACUGGAGGACCCAUAUGAGGAAGAAGGCACAAGAAAAGAAAAGGGCAUUGUUGUCUCCCUCUUCAUCAACGUCGAAUUCCACUUGCUACUCGUCCAUUUGUACUAGCAGUAGUCCUACUAGCGAUUCCAUGCCAAUGAUGGAAACCAACGAAAGAAGCUUUUAUGACACCGGGGGGUUAGAAAUGGUGGCUAGAACAAAUGGCAAAAACAAUACUAGUCCAAUGAAGAGUACCGCAACCAGUAUUAAUGAUACUAGUGAAGGAAUACAAGAUGGGUAUAAUUCAAUGGAUGAGAUAUGGAAAGAUAUAGAUUUAUUAGAAGAUGAUGGUAUAGGACAUGUUUUCGGUACUUGCUAUGAAAUAUCACCUUCUCCUAUAUGGGAUUACUCAUUGUGGAUGAUUGAUAGCCAAGAGGAGAUAGGAAGCAAUAUGUUUUUUCCCGACAACAAGCGAGCAAUUUAGCACAACAGAAUCGGCUAACAUAGUUACAUAUUGGUGUUAAUAGAUGCAAUAAAAUCUUUAGAUAAUUAUUUAAGUAUAUCAUGUAAUGUUACUUGUAUGAUUCAACAAAACCAAUCAACUAUAUAUGUUGUAAAUUACGUAUUCUUUCUCCAUCACAUUAUGUAUGUGUUUUCGAGUGAGAGAAGGAUACAAUGAUUUACAACAUAUUUAAUUAAUUUUUGUAUUAUAUCACCUAGAUAUAACAUAUGUAAGAAUGUACUUUGUAUUCA